GUCACAGCAUUUGUGUAGCUAAGAACAGAAGCGAGUAUUUUACGCCAUCUUGGAAACACUUUUCGAGAAGAUUUCAGCAGUUUCAUGGUAGCUAAGUAGAAGUGGAUCCUUCUACGCCAUCUUGAAAAUACUUUUUUGUGGAGAUAAAGGCAGUUUGACAAUGACGGGGCGAGGCAAAGGCGGUAAGGGCAAGCCCAUGGGUGCAAAAGGACGGAGUCGAUCAAACAGAGCUGGGUUGCAGUUCCCGGUCGGCCGUAUACAUCGCUUCAUGCGAAAGGGUAGAUACAGUGAGCGUAUCGGGGCCGGGGCACCCGUCUACAUGGCCGCGGUCUUGGAGUACCUGGUGGCCGAGAUACUGGAACUUGCCGGCAAUGCUGCCCGGGAUAACAAGAAGUCUCGCAUCGUACCAAGACAUCUGCAGCUCGCCAUUCGCAAUGAUGAGGAGCUGAAUAAACUGCUUACGGGUGUGACCAUCGCUCAGGGUGGAGUGCUACCGAACAUUCAGUCUGUACUCCUGCCGGCAAAGUCGGCCAACAAGGCGGCCAAAGCCAUGGCUGCCCAGAGCCAGGAAUACUGA
Molecule: messenger RNA, 577 nt
Organism: Asterias rubens (European starfish)
Lineage: Eukaryota; Metazoa; Echinodermata; Asteroidea; Forcipulatida; Asteriidae
Product: histone H2A-like
Exons: 1
Coding region: 161-577 (138 amino acids)
Cellular component (GO): nucleosome
Molecular function (GO): structural constituent of chromatin; protein heterodimerization activity; DNA binding
Source: RefSeq, a predicted model, not a curated record